AUGGCGCCGAAGGUUGUUCUCGUUACGGGCUGUUCCACAGGUAUAGGGCUAUAUACAGCUCUCUUGCUAGCUAGCGACAAAGAAAAGCGCUUCAAAGUCUAUGCAACCCUUCGAAAUCUUGCAAAAAAAGGCGAGCUUGAAGAAAAGGGAAAGGAUUUUCUCGGUGACACACUCAUCAUCAAAGCGAUGGAUGUUUGCUCAGAUGAGUCCAUCGACGGAGUUGUGCAAGACUUGUUGUCCACACAUCAGCGGAUCGAUAUUCUCAGUAAGGUUUUAAGUUAAUUUUCACGUUCUAUUAAUGGUACACAAAAUAAACCCUUCUUCGCAGAGACAUGGAGAAAUUCUUUAGUCAGAGCAAGUACUGAGGGCAUUAAAAAAUUUUAGUCUUGAAACUGAAAGUAUUAAAAAUGACGAAUGAACUCUAGAUUAUUUCCACGUUUCUGCUUGAGACCAAAAAGACACUGUAUCAUCAGUGUACGUGGAUUAUAUCCUUGAGAUGUGUUCGGAGGGUGACCAAUCCCUCCCUCCCCCAUCCCCAACCAUAUCAUUCAGUUCUUAGUUACACGAAUUCGUUUCUUGAAGAGGCUUCACAAAUUAAUUUGUAUUUCAAGUUGCCUGUUAUUUAAUCACCUGCUUGUUCGAGGUUCAAGCUGUCCAUAAAUAAACCAAGAUUUUACAAAUCCCUCCUUCCAAAUCUUUUGCUGUAGGGAUGAGUCUCACACGUGAGGAUUGGGAACAUUGAUGUCGCACUAGCUUGCACUCUUUGUCCAAUUAAUAGCAUAAUCAUUUCCUUGAGAACUUUGAAACUCUUCAGAAUGCCUUCAAAAAUCUGGGGAUAGACCUGGGAGAUCUUGCAACAUCUUUGGAUACAACAGUGCUGCCAUUAAGGAGCUAGUCUCUAAGGGAAAGUAGGCAGCAGUAGUCAUUCAUCCCACAAAUCCUCAUUAUGUGCCAUGUUUGACUCAUUUUCCAACCAAAGGUAGCGCCAUGGAUGGCUGAUUUUACUGCAGUAGUUGGCUAAAAAAAGCCAGCCGCAAGCUACUAAUGACAGCCCUGCACAAGCAGGUCCUCUGUCACUGAGGUGCAGAUGUAUUUCCUGCAAAAUGUCCCUUUUUACAGGGAGCUGGGAGAGACUGCUGUACUUGCAGGCUACUGCAACUCCUUUGCCCUGCUACAUGUAAAUCCACCCAUAUCUUAAGUUAUAAAUUAUGACCAGAACUAUACAGAGAAUUAUUCCCUCCAAGGUUUUUUAUUAAUUUUAAAACUGCCUCUAAGAGAUUGCCUGUAGUAAGCUGUCCCUGCCCUAAGAGGUGCCUGUAAUAACACCCCAAGUACUAGAUGACCCUCCCAAUCCCAGAGGCGGGGGGGAGGGGGUACUCCCUAUGAUGGCCUACAAGGGCAUGGGGAGGCUUCACCUGAAAGGGGUACCUUUUUUAGGCUUCAGGUAUAUGAAAUGGUAGGGAUUUCACUAGUUGAAGUAUAUAAAAGGGUAGGGCAAUCUGUCAUUUGGUUCUGUAAAAGGGCUCAAAGGGGCUAACAGAUGACUUUUGUGGCUUUAAAAAAUCAAGAAUAUUUAUGUAAUUGAUUCCUAUUUAAAAGAGUGCAUUUACAGCAGUUAAAAGGGGUGCAAAGUUCUAAACAAGGAAUAUGAAAGGGGUACCAUUUGUCAUUAGAAGGUAUACAAAAGGGGUACCUUAUCAUGGAAAAUGGUACAUAAAAGGGUAAGGGGUUGGACCUUGGGGCAGAGCCUCGCUGUACAAACAUUUAUUGAGUACCCUCCAGGGACUUGCAUAUCGUUAAUCAAAGGGAGAAUUCAAUUUUAGAUCAGGAAGUACUUAAGGCCUUAUUCACAGUCACAACUUUAAUAAGUUAGUUUCUUAUGCCAUCGUUAGCAGUACAAAGUUGGUGCUGAUUAUUGCAAGAAGCUAAUGCAAGCAGUAUUGAUCUCGUCCUUUCUAGUUAACAAUGCCGGAGUAGGCUUGCUGGGCCCCUUGGAGACUCAAACAAUGGACGUGGCAAGGAGUGUUUUCGAAACUAAUUUCUUUGGAGUGUUACGGCUCACAAAAGCUGUCCUCCCAUGUAUGAAGUCCAAAAGAGACGGCCAUAUUAUUUGUGUGACCAGUGUGGGAGGAAUCAGUGGAGUGCCGUUUAACGGUGUGUACUGUGCGUCAAAGUUUGCAGUGGAAGGACUUGUUGAGUCUCUGGCCCCAAUGCUGAAAACAUUUAAUGUGAAGUAGGUACAUUCAACCAAGUCUUUAAUUUUUCAGUUACAGGUUAAAAUCAGCUUCUUCUUUCAUUCAAGGUCUUGGGUACUGUAUUAUAUGUUUUGUUCUAUUUCCAGUCUCAUGAUAUAGUAAUUUAUUUAUACUGAGCAGCCAAAAAACCUGCCAACAUAUGGAAGCAAGUUGAUUAAAUUUUGUUUGAAUUUAAACCUCCUUUAUAUCUUCACCUUGACAUGUGAAAGAGUUGGCUUAUUAGAAAGCCUUUUAAGGGUCAAAAUUAUGCAAAUCAAAAAAGCCAUUGCCGAGUCCACAAGGAAAGUGCCAUUCCAGACAAAGCAUUGUUUUAAAUGAUAACUUGCAACCUUGUUCCAGACAAAAAAUUUCAGACCUACAUGCUUACAUUACAAAUUAUAAUAAGAAUGUGGAUUUCGCUAAAAGAAAGUUCUUAAGUUGUGUGUCAGAGCUAGUACAGCAGUACACGAAACUGAAUCAACGAGGGAUUCUAGGAAGAAUUUCCCCUGUUUCCCAUUUUAUAUAAACUAAAGCAAAAUAACUGAAAUCUCUCUGUCAAAGCAAAAGGCUGCCAGUUUUAAUAGCCCUUUUACAGUUACCAGUCACGUGACUGGCUUAAUGCAGAACUUGAAAAAAAUUAAAGAUGGAAAGAGCAUGUGAGAAAGUUACCUGGAAUCCCAUUUUUGAGGUGAUUGGCACAUAAAUAGGCUGGAAUUUUAGGCUGGAAUGUCUGCAAAACUUUAAGGGUUUUAUGGAAAGAAGUGCUGGACCACAAAGUUUGCAAUCCAACACCUUUUUCUCAGCUAUUGAUACAUGUGUAUGAAAUAUUUUCUUGCUACUUUAAAUCACCAUAGAAUGGUACUGUUGUGAGUUUAAAGCCUAAAAAUUAUUGCAAGAUCUACUAUUUUCUGGGAUUUUCAGGGUUAUCUCUCAAUUUUGGCACACGACCCUGAGCUUCAAAGGGGGUAUACCCUGACUCCAACAUGAAAGAGUUAGGGAUGCUCAUCUGAAAUUUUGAAUGGAGCCCCACCCCUCUUUUGAUCUCUAAAAGAGACCAUUUUAAACUUUGAUUACUUGAAUCAAGUAUUAGAUAAAAUGAAUUGAAGAAUUUUUAAUAUUUCUUCCCAUGCAGCCCUAAAAGAGAUCUUUACAGCUAAAUAUAAUGGCGUUUUGCCCAGAACACCCCAAAUGAGACCAAAAUCCAAAAUUUACACCCCUAAGCGAGAUAAUGAGCAGAGUCCUUCCCCCCCCCCCCCCCCCGGGGGAAUUUGUAAAAAUCCAAAAAAAAAAAACACGUGCCCCUACCUCUUAAACCCAGUUUCAGAGGGGAAAUAGGGAGCCUCACUCAUUGUUUAUAAAAAAAACCAUCACAAACUGUUUUUUAUUUUUUUUAAUCCCCCCCCCCCCCCCUACCGGUGGAUAUUGUAAAGAUCCAGACAAAAAAAUCACGUGCCCAUACAUCUUAGAACCAGUUUCAGAGUGGAACUAGGGAGACUCUAUCAUUGUUUAUCAAAAUAACCCUAACUACAUGUAUUUUCAUUUUAUUCAAAUUAAAAGAUGCUCUUUAAUUGAGCCAGGACCAGUUGCAACCUCAUUUGGGGCCAAUCUGCGAAGCAAUGACAAAGAAGCGGACAGCCCUCCCAUAGAUGAUGAAACUAAGCAACUACUGGAGAAUCUGAGCAAGAAGAUAAGCACAGCCUUUACCACAGUGGUUCAGACUCCAGAUGAAGUUGCUCAAGUAAUUCAAGAAGCAAUCUUAGCUGAACAGCCACAUUUGAGGUAUCAAACAAACAAGAAUUAUGCAGCUGCAACAGCGGCCAAACUAACCGACCCCACUGGCAAUAAACCUAUAGAGCUUAUGCAUCAGCGCUACUUCAGUUAA
Molecule: messenger RNA, 4116 nt
Organism: Porites evermanni
Lineage: Eukaryota; Metazoa; Cnidaria; Anthozoa; Scleractinia; Poritidae
Source: the annotation of a GenBank genome assembly